Drosophila bipectinata is the source of this 1910-nucleotide messenger RNA. RefSeq names its product septate junction protein lachesin (gene Lac). Lineage: Eukaryota; Metazoa; Arthropoda; Insecta; Diptera; Drosophilidae. Gene Ontology annotation, cellular component: neuron projection. The record is from RefSeq and is a predicted model, not a curated record.
UUUUGAAACCUGAAUUCAUUCGUUGCGCGGCAUUCAAAGUGUAAGGUUGUGUCUUCCGUGAGUCUCUCGACUGAUUUUUCUGACCGAUCGGGCCAAUAUCCAGACAGUGAGAGAGAACGUAGUUAAAAACCAGCUUAGAGCGGGCCGACAAGUGUGACUUGCAGUCAGCAUCCGCGCAUUGUCGUGGUAGAGAAAGAAACGACGCUAUUUGUGUACUCCGUCGACGUUUUUGGAGACGUCUUUGGGGCCUCUCUCACAGCUUGUGAUUUUGGAGCCACAGCAGCUCAGCCAGGUUGCCGUCUUCCCGAGAAGAAUUGUGUGGCGCGCGUUAUUCGUGCUCUUGUCUCUCGGCUCUCCACUCCACUUGGCUGGGUGUGGUGCUAGAAACGAAACUCAAAUAAAUUAAUUGCACAAGAUGUGGCGCCCUAAUAUCUUAAAGUGCGUCUGGAGCACGCUGCUCCUGGCCCUCGCCUGCCACCAGGCCAGUGGCCAGCGUACCCCCACCAUUUCCUACAUCACACAGGAGCAGAUCAAGGACAUCGGCGGCACCGUGGAGUUUGACUGUUCCGUUCAGUAUGCCAAAGAGUACAAUGUACUUUUCCUGAAGACAGACAGUGAUCCAGUCUUCCUCUCCACUGGCUCCACGCUGGUGAUCAAGGACUCGCGCUUCUCCCUGCGCUACGAUCCCAGCUCCUCCACCUACAAGCUGCAGAUCAAAGACAUCCAGGAGACGGACGCUGGCACCUAUACCUGCCAGGUUGUGAUCUCUGUGGUCCACAAAGUCAGCGCCGAUGUCAAGCUGUCCGUGAGGCGUCCACCCGUCAUCUCCGACAACUCCACACAGUCGAUCGUGGCCAGCGAGGGAACCGAAGUCCAGAUGGAGUGCUAUGCCAGUGGCUAUCCCACACCGACCAUCACAUGGCGGCGCGAAAACAACGCCAUCCUGCCAACGGAUAGCGCCACCUAUGUGGGCAACAUCCUGCGCAUCAAGUCCGUGAAGAAGGAGGACCGCGGCACCUACUACUGUGUGGCGGACAAUGGCGUCAGCAAGGGCGAUCGGCGUAACAUCAACGUGGAAGUGGAGUUCGCUCCCGUGAUCACUGUGCCCCGGCCCCGUCUGGGACAGGCUCUGCAGUAUGAUAUGGAUCUGGAGUGCCACAUUGAGGCCUAUCCGCCACCGGCCAUUGUCUGGACCAAGGACGACAUCCAGCUGGCCAACAACCAGCACUACAGCAUCUCGCACUUUGCCACCGCCGACGAGUACACCGACUCGACGCUGCGUGUCAUCACGAUCGAGAAGCGCCAGUACGGUGAUUAUGUGUGCAAGGCCACAAACCGAUUCGGAGAGGCCGAGGCGCGAGUGAAUCUGUUCGAGACCAUCAUUCCAGUGUGCCCACCGGCCUGCGGUCAGGCGUACUAUGCCGGCGCCGAGGAGGUGGCCGCCACCUCGUUCGCCCUGGUGGGCAUCCUCCUGGCGAUGCUUUUCACCAGAUAAGCCAAUCCUCCGACUCCGACACCGAGCUCCAAGAUUCCAAUUACUCAGUCCCCCUCAGAAUGCAUAAACCUAUAAAUACAAUCACAUACAUAUGAAUCUAGAUAUAUAGACGACCAUAUCGUGUAACCAAUCAGCAAUAGUCUCAAACGAUUCCCCGAAACCCCCAGUUCUAUUCUCAAAUCUAUUCCCAACCUUGUUUUGUGUUUUCGUUUCGCCCUGUCCAAUUUUCGUACGUCCAAUAUUGUAUCUUAAGUUAAGUAUGUAUGCUAAGUGAAGGGCCGACGACUAGAAGAGGCGAGCAAUCGAUUUAAUUUAUUAGCACCUUAGAGCCAAACGAGAUACGAAACUCUCCGAUAAGUCCUAACAUCCCGUCCCGUCCGCGAUUCCACUGUAAAUGUUUUUAAAUAAUUUUAUU